AUGUCUCCGGAUGAAGGCCCAGAUCAGAAACGUCGCCGACUCGACGCAGCAAUCGAUGACUCCCUGGAGGACUACACUCCCUCAGAGCCAGCGGAACCUACUGAUGAAGUUGACACUUCGGGAAAUCCAUCGUUCCCAGCCGCUGCUCCUGCUGCCUCCACGGCUCCUGAACCUCCAGAACAUCCAGCAGUACCAGAACACCUUUUACCGGCUGUUCCUGAACACCUGGAUGAGACGUCCGAUCAGCCGGAACCUUCGAUUGAGCCUGAGCCUCCAAGUGUUCCUGCAACUCCGAUGAACCUUGACCCGGUGACGUCAGAGGCCUACAGGACUCCAGUUGCCCCUGAGACCUUCGAACAGCAACGACUUCGACUUGACAAGCAGGAAACCCUGUCCUUUGGUCCAAGACGACCAGGGCAUCAUGAGCAACCAAGCGAUCAGGCAGAUCUUCCAGUGCCCUUGGAGAAACUUGAUGAUGUCAGAGUCACCAUCUUUCGUGAGCCAGGACAAGAACCUUCGGCGACCACCGACCACUUCAAGACGGAGAACGUGUUCAAGAGACACUCCAAAGAAGCCGCCAAAGGUCUACCUCCAAAGUGGGUUGGAUGCACGAUCUUUCAGAUCAAUGCCGUGACUCGCAUGGAACUUGGAAUGACUGCAACCUUGUCCUCUAGCUCUCCCACAUCCGUGAAGCCCAUCCGAAAGGCCGCUCAGCACAUGAAGAACCAGCAGCUCCGACACAUCAAGAAAGAGAAAAGCAAGUCGGAAAUCAAAGAAAAGAACCUCACACAAGCAGAACAACAGCUGUUCUUUGAGGAAGAGUCGAGCCUUGAGGAUGAGAAUGCCUUGCAGGAUGAAGCCGCCGACACUGGACCUACAUCAUGGCCGAGUUCCAAGUCCUUGAGAACCCCAAUGGCAAUGAUGAUCUACUUCACCCAGAUCAAGGCUGUUACGGCAGAAUCCACAGAUGACUUCACGCAGUUGAAGCCAGACGGUCUUUGUUUGGCUGGCGAUGAGCCUGCUAAGGAAUGGUCCAUUUUGACCUAUUUGUUCCUCUUCAUCCUCUUCACCCCCCUCGUUGUGAGCUACCUAACCUACAAGCUAGGCAGAUUUCAUGAACACCGCCGACAGGUAAACGACCUAAAGAUCAAGUUGAGGGUGGCCCAAGCUCGAAAUAAACGACACUUCGACAGUGCGUUGGAUGACCAAUGCCUGUUCUUCGACCGCCGCAUCUCCCAGUUAAAAAACGAUUUGGUGAAGGCUGCUAAGGCCAAUGCGGAAACCCGCCGGCAUCACAACGAGAUGAUGGAACAAUGGCGCCUAGAACAACAAGAAGCCGAAGAAAUCGACCAUUCCUUUCGACAAUGUCAGGCUUUGCUGUCGCGCUGCUACCGGGAACUCCUAGACCAUUUUAAUAAAGAUUACCCUCUCACCACGGGCACCCAUGUGACGCCCUUCGGUCACACCUUCCACGUCCGAGCUGAUUGCCACCGCCUAAAGCAGGCUCACAGAGUUAAUCGACGUCCUUGUUGCGCUUUUUGCAACCCUACUCCUCAGACUCCUCACCGAGUCAAUGGCUUAAGCGACACCACCCUCCAGGAAGACAUAAUAUCCUGGAGGCGCGACUAUAGCAACCUGUCAUACGAGGAGUGGAUAAUCGACUGA
Durusdinium trenchii is the source of this 1665-nucleotide messenger RNA. The record is from the annotation of a GenBank genome assembly. Lineage: Eukaryota; Dinophyceae; Suessiales; Symbiodiniaceae.